Cotesia congregata is the source of this 3513-nucleotide messenger RNA. Lineage: Eukaryota; Metazoa; Arthropoda; Insecta; Hymenoptera; Braconidae. The record is from the annotation of a GenBank genome assembly.
AUGGCUCUCAGAAAAGUUAAAGGAAAUUUUGAAAGGAUGUUUGAUAAAAAUCUUACGGACUUGGUCCGUGGGAUCAGGAAUAAUAAAAAUAAUGAGGCGAAAUACAUAACACAGUGUAUAGAAGAGAUUAAGCAAGAAUUAAGACAAGACAAUGUUGCUGUGAAAGCUAAUGCAGUUGCUAAAUUAACAUACCUUCAAAUGCUGGGAUAUGAUAUCAGCUGGGCUGGUUUCAAUAUAAUUGAAGUGAUGUCAUCCGGAAAAUUCACUUACAAGCGGAUUGGAUACCUUGCUGCCAGUCAAAGUUUUCACAUGGACACCGAGUUACUGAUGCUGACAACAAAUAUGAUACGUAAAGAUUUGAACAGCCAGAAUCAAUAUGAUGCAGGUCUAGCCUUGAGCGGUCUCUCAUGUUUCAUAAGUCCUGACCUGGCACGUGACUUGGUCAACGACAUAAUGACCUUGUUAACCAGCACAAAGCCUUAUUUGCGUAAAAAAGCCGUUCUUAUGAUGUAUAAAGUAUUUCUGCGCUUCCCUGAGGCUCUGCGUCCAGCAUUUCCGCGUCUAAAAGAAAAACUCGAGGACCCGGACAGUGGAGUGCAGUCCGCAGCAGUAAAUGUCGUCUGCGAGCUAGCUAGGAAAAAUCCAAAAAAUUAUCUCAGCCUUGCGCCAAUAUUUUUUAAGCUCAUGACCACUUCUACCAACAACUGGAUGCUCAUUAAAAUAAUUAAACUGUUUGGCGCAUUGACACCCUUAGAACCUAGGCUUGGAAAAAAGCUCAUAGAACCUUUGACCAAUUUAAUACACAGUACCUCAGCAAUGUCCCUGCUGUACGAGUGUAUAAACACAGUGAUAGCCGUGUUAAUAUCAAUAUCCUCCGGAAUGCCCAACCACUCCGACUCAAUCCAACUCUGCGUGCAAAAACUACGAAUUCUAAUCGAAGACUCCGAUCAAAAUCUAAAAUACUUAGGCCUUUUAGCAAUGUCAAAAAUCCUGAAAACCCAUCCUAAGAGCGUUCAAGCGCACAAAGAUUUAAUAAUGCAGUGCCUUGACGACAAAGACGAGAGUAUUAGAUUACGCGCUUUGGACCUAUUAUACGGAAUGGUCUCCAAGAAAAACCUAAUGGAAAUAGUCCGUAAAUUAAUGAUCCACAUGGACAAAGCCGAAGGAACAACUUAUCGGGACGAAUUGCUCUCAAAAAUAAUCCAAAUAUGUUCCCAGAACAAUUACCAGUUCAUAACUUACUUCGAGUGGUACAUUUCCGUCCUAGUAGACUUGACCCGAAUGGAAGGUACCAAACACGGACAAUUAGUAGCAACCCAAUUGUUAGACGUAGCAAUUCGCGUGCAAGCAAUCCGAAAGUGCGCAGUCCAACAAUGUGCCUUAUUACUUGAAAACGCGCAUUUGCUAACCGGCCAACCCAGAGCUACAAUGUGCGAAGUUCUCUACGCGGCUGCUUGGAUUUGCGGUGAAUUCUGCAGCGAGCUAGAUGACCCAAUAGCUACCUUGAAGUCUAUGCUUAAAUCCCAGGCUUCUAGCCUUCCUGGACACAUCCAGGCGGUUUACGUCCACAAUAUUCUAAAACUAGCUGCUAUCACUUUAAACAAAGCUUAUGUUGAGGAAGAUCUAGAAAAAAUUGAUCAGAUUUUUGAACUAAAAGACAAAAUGGCUGAGUUUGUCUGCAGCGGUGAUCUAGAAGUCCAAGAACGUUCUUCAGCCGUUUUGAUUCUUUUUGAUUAUCUGAAGGAAAAUCCAGCACUAAUUCCUGAACUAGCAGCGACUUUUGAAGGAGAAUUGAACCCAGUAGCACCCAAAGCUCAAAAAAAGGUUCCAAUUCCUGAAGGAUUAGAUCUAGACACUUGGAUCAAUGAUCCUCCUUCUGAGACUUCUGAUGAGGAAGAUUUAGACAUGAAUGACAUUUUUGUUAAGUCAGAAAAAUCUGAAUACGCUGGUAGGAAAGUUUCGGUUGAGCCAACGGCUGAAGAAUUGCAAAAAAGGCGCGAAGCUAGGAAAUUAGAGCAAGAAAACAAUCCGCAUUAUUUAAAAACUACUGCCAGCCCUAAGAAUAAUUCGGAUUAUGAUCACAUUCCUAUCACGGAAUUAGAUAUUCCCGUUGAGCUUAAGGUAAACUCAUUUUCUAAUUCCAAGUUGCUUAAUUUGAGUGAUGUGGAUAAGAAGCGCAGGAAGGUGCAUGGGAAAAAGAAGAAGAAGUCUAAGAAGAAUAAAAACCAGUCAAGUAGUGAUGAUGAUUUGGAUGGUGGGUAUCCAACGCACUUUGUUAAUACGGGGGUGGGUGAAUUGCCGCCUGGGGCGGAAUUGAGCGAUAAUGAUGACACUAAUCUUACUGAUGCUAAUGAUCCGCAUCGCGCGCUUAAUAUUGAUCUUGAUGUUCCGUUGAGGGAGGAUGAAAGGCUGCCUGUUCCCGAGCACAGGGCUGUUCUGGGAGGGAAGAAAAAAGGUGAGAAGGAGAGAGCUAAGAAGAAGAAGAAGAAGGGUAAGAAAGGAAGUCAAAAUGAUGGGUUGAAUAAUAUUGACUUGUGGUUGGGGAAUGAUGCGGUUGAUAAGGAGAAUGAUAAGGUGGUAGAUAGUGAUGAAAAGGGAAAGUCUAAAAGGUCUAAGGCGAAGAAAAAGGAUGCGGAGGAUAGUAGGAGGCGCAAGAAGAAACAUUUGGAGGGGAAGAAACAGAAGCCGUCGGGUUAUGAGGAAACCGCGGGGAUUUCAACGCCUUCUAAGGAAAUCUUGCCGGGACUUGCGAGCAAUUGUGAUGAGAUUAGAGGUGGAAAUGAUUCGGGUAAUGUUUAUGAGUUUCAGGGGUACUUGGAACUGGCGAGUAAUGAUAAAGUGAAGAUGACUUAUGAGCUGAAGCAACUGCCGCAUGAGGUUGGAAGGAUAAUUGCUGUGGUGACGUUGAGUAAUUGCGGGAAUAAAUUGCUCAAGGAACUGGACCUUGAUGUGUCCGAUGCAUCUUCACUGAAGUUGGUUAGGAGUCUUGGAGAAGAGUCGGGGAUUAAGAUUAGAGUUCCGCUCGCUGCUUCCGCGAGCACUGAAGUUCAUCUUCCGAUUAUUGUGGCUGAUGAUACUUAUGCUCAGAAAUUAAGAGGGGCGCUGACUUAUAUGGUGGAAAAUUCUGGAGGGUGGAUUCAGGAAAAAUUGGACUUUACUCUCAGGCUUUCAAACUGCAGUUUUUUGAUGGGAAGUUUGUCGCAUAGUUAUGUUUUUACGGAGUUACUCAGUGGGGAUCAACUGAUGUUCAAGACUAAGAAUAAAGUUAAACUUACGAGGAACUUUAGUCAGGCUUUGGAAAUUAUUUGUCGGAGAUGUCAUUUUACUCUUGUUGAACAGGUAGAUGACAAUGCUUCGCUUUAUGGGCAAUCUCUAAAGGGUCAUCAUGUGUGCCUUUUAGUUAAAAAAAAAUCAUCAGAUAAUUCUUCCUGCCUAAUAAUUGAAGGCAAAGGAGAUAAUAAUUCAUUAUUAUCAGGAGUUGUUAAUGAAAUAAUUGAAGUACUGGCCAAUUAG